AUGACCAGUGUGACUACAAGUCCAGGAGGAGGUUCUAGAAUACGUUUAUUAUUUGAUCCGCAUAAUCCACAACAACUUUUUAAUGAACUGCGGGCUAAUCCAGAAGCACUUCAACGAGUUCGUCAAACGGAUCCUCAAUUAGCCGAUACUGUAGAACAAAACGAUAUAGAUGCAUUCUUGCAAUAUCUGAUGAAUCGUAUGGCACCUCAAUUAAUGCGUCCUCCAACUGAACUUGAUUUACUCGAUCCAAGAAUCCAGCGACGUAUUGAAGAAUCUAUUAAUAUGGAAAAUGUUCUAGACAAUAUGGAACAUGCUUAUGAAUAUGCACCUGAAUUUUUUGGUAAUAUUGUUAUGCUGUAUAUUAAUUGUAAAAUCAAUGGUAAACCUGUUAAAGCAUUUGUUGAUUCCGGUGCUCAAAUGACAAUUAUGAGUAAAGCAUGUGCUGAACGUUGUGGAAUUAUGCGUCUUCUUGAUACACGUUUUAGUGGUAUUGCUAAAGGUGUUGGUACACAAAGAAUUCUUGGUCGUAUUCAUCUAGCACAACUUGAAGUUGAAAAACAAUUUUUUGCAACAUCAUUAGCUGUACUUGAAGAUCAAUCAAUUGAUAUGUUAAUAGGACUUGAUAUGUUACGACGUCAUCGAUGUGUUAUUGAUUUGGAUAGAAAUGUUCUUCGAAUUGAAAAUACUGUUGAAACAAGUUUUCUAUCCGAAUCUGAAUUACCACCAGAUGCAAAAUUAUCCGUUCGUUCACCUGGUGCAGAAAGUCGGGAUCUACCAGGAGAGUUUUUACAAUCAACUGCACAAUCGAGUGAUAAUCGUGGUCAACAACGAUCAAAUCGACCAGCAGCAACAGCAACAUCUAGUGCAUCAUCCCUAACACCAUCGCCUUUUCCAGAGAAAGAUAUCAAAGAAUUAACAAAGAAAGGAUUCACAAGAGAAGAAGUUAUAGAAGUAUUAAAAUUAACAAAUGGAGAUGUAACAAAAGCACUUGUUACGCUUAUGACAAAAUCUUUAGGAAAACCUAAACGAAAAAAUUAA
Messenger RNA from Rotaria sp. Silwood1, 1038 nucleotides. Lineage: Eukaryota; Metazoa; Rotifera; Eurotatoria; Philodinida; Philodinidae. The record is from the annotation of a GenBank genome assembly.